Molecule: messenger RNA, 1046 nt
Organism: Arachis ipaensis
Lineage: Eukaryota; Viridiplantae; Streptophyta; Magnoliopsida; Fabales; Fabaceae
Product: Plastid-lipid associated protein PAP / fibrillin family protein
Source: RefSeq, a predicted model, not a curated record
UCGGGGUCUCUUCGGAUGCCCCGAGGCCGGUGUUCUGCGUGAGAGCCGUUACGAACGAGGAGGAGGGCGGUUAUUCGGGAGUGGCGGUUGCGGAGGAGACGGAGGCUGGGCGGCUGAAGAAGGCGCUGGUGGAUUCGUUUUACGGGACUGAUCGUGGAUUGAAGGCUUCCAGUGACACGAGAGCUGAGAUUGUUGAGCUUAUCACUCAGCUCGAGGCAAAGAAUCCUACCCCUGCUCCCACCGAUGCGUUGACUCUCCUCAACGGAAAAUGGAUCCUCGCGUAUACCUCCUUUGCAGGGUUGUUCCCGUUGUUGUCAAGCGGAACACUUCCAUUGGUGAAGGUAGAGGAAAUAUCUCAGACCAUUGAUUCCGAGAGUUUCACCGCCCAAAACUCCGUUCGCUUUGCCGGUCCCUUGGCCACCACCUCCAUCAGCACAAAUGCAAAAUUUGAAGUCCGCAGCCCAAAACGCGUUCAGAUCAAGUUUGAGGAAGGGGUCAUUGGCACUCCACAGUUGACAGACUCAUUGGUUAUACCAGAAAAUGUGGAAUUCUUGGGGCAGAAGAUUGAUCUCACACCCUUCAAGGGCAUACUCACCUCUGUCCAAGACACGGCAUCUUCUGUCGCAAGAACUAUCUCCAGCCAGCCUCCGUUGAAGUUCCCGAUCUCCUACAGCAACGCUCAGUCGUGGUUGCUCACCACCUACCUGGACGACGAACUUCGCAUCUCCAGGGGUGACGGUGGUAGUGUCUUCGUUCUUAUCAAGGAAGGAAGCUCUCUCUUGAGCUGAAGCUUGUUUCUUCGCAUUUUCGCCAUUAUUAUUAUCACUAUAUAUAUAAUAAGAAAUUUGUAUGAGAAAGGAAAGCCUUAGUGCUGUGGCAUCAUAUGUUUUAUCUUAAAUUUGUCAUCCUUGAUGUAAUAAGGAUGUAAAGUACUGUUAAUGAUAUAACUUAGUUUAGAGUUGGGUUCAAGAUCCAAUCUGGUUCUGCAUCAAUAUUGUCCCUGACGAACUAAGGAUAUAAAAUCUCUAUUUUUGUGGAUUUACCAA